AUGGCCAAACCGGCUCCCGCAAAGAAAGGCGCAGCUGCCUCUGCGCCUGCUGCCACGUCAGCAGCAGCGACUGAAGCGGCAGCCAACCAGCAACUAGCCGCCGAUCUGAUGCAGAAAUGGGAGCGGCGAAACGAUCCUGUCGAGAUCGACGAUUCGGAGCAGCCGAAAUAUGUUCGCAAGGGACCAGCGACGUCGAAGGAGCUAGCCGCGAACAAGAAGCUGUACCAGAAGGUGGCCAACAGCCGCAUGACGCAGUUUCUGCUCAAGUCGGAGGAGCUAGCGAGGCGGCAGCAGGAGGAGGAGAUCCGCCGGCACUCCGCGCCGCUGCACGCGGAGGACAAGGGGCUCUGGAAGAAGAUGCCGCUCAUUCCCGCUCCCUUUGGCACGGGCAAGCUGGUGCGUCUAGGCCUGGCGGGCAACAAGGAGAAGGCGGGCAACGUGUUUCUCGACUUCUUCAAGACCUUCCACUUCGGCCUCUGGGGCUACCAGCAGCGCCCCUACCCCGCUGAGAAGCCCUUUGAUAUCCAGCAAGUCGUCGGCACCAAGUUCCUCGAGAAGAGAUACCUCGACUUCACCCUGCGUGGCAGCACGUGGUAUUACAAGGACCGCCUGGGUCGCACACGGGGGCCCUGCGAGGUGAUCAACCUGCGCACGGCAUGGGCCGCGGGGAUCAUUGACGGCAACACCUUCGUGUGGGGCGAUGACAUGGACGAGUUUGCCCCCAUUGAUGCCGUGUAUGGGCUGAAGCAGGCCAUUGACACGCCUGAUGUGCGCCUGGCCACGGCAGGCACGGCCAUGCUGCACCGCAUCGGGAGGGGCAUGAACCCGCUCAAGGUGAAGAAGGGCUUCGAGGGCAGCAAGAGGUCGCUGGAGGAGCGCCAGGCAGAGGCCCUGGCAGACAAGGAGCGGGAGCGCGCUGCCUUGAAGAACCACGGGGGAGCGUGGCCGGGCAACCAGGCCCCCUCGCACGCUCUCUUCCUGUGGGCUAGUGGGAGCGAGCUGACUAAGGUGCUGGACCAGAAGCCCAAGAAGUUUCCCAGCAAGUUCAUCUCCUACGAGCAAAGGAAGAAGCUGGCGGAGCGCAUCCCGGGGCUGCGCCCGUGGGAGGUGUUGGAGGUGGAGCAGCUCUUCAACUUCCUCACCUUCCGUGAUGACUUCUGGCGCAGCAAGCUCGGCACGUUUUCUACGCCGCCCGAGAAUUCCGAGGCUUAUGAUGAGGAGAUGAUGGAGGAAUGGGGAGAGAUCAAGGAUGCAUUGUCAGGGGCGUUUCCUGAGCUGGCCAGGUGA
Messenger RNA from Closterium sp. NIES-65, 1287 nucleotides. NCBI's taxonomy places the organism in Eukaryota, Viridiplantae, Streptophyta, Zygnematophyceae, Desmidiales, Closteriaceae. The record is from the annotation of a GenBank genome assembly.